Molecule: messenger RNA, 1168 nt
Organism: Paramecium sonneborni
Lineage: Eukaryota; Ciliophora; Oligohymenophorea; Peniculida; Parameciidae
Source: the annotation of a GenBank genome assembly
AUGUUAAAAAAUUUUUGUGGAUUUUCAAAUAAGUUAGUUAAAAUUACAAUUAACAACAAAAUUUACUUUAAUUUCAAUAUUUUAGGUUCAAAAGAUGUUAGUUAACUAAUAAGAGAUUAUAAAGAAAACUCAAAAUCAAAAAGUAAUGAUUGGAUUAAUGAUUUGUUAAAAGAAAUUUAGUAUUAAAUUGAAAAUUCUCAUAAUCAAGCUGUAAAUUAUUCAAAAAAUGGAAAUUUUAAAGAUGCUGAACUUGUCUUAUAAAAAAAUUGUAAUGCUCUUUAAGAUUUACUUUCUGAUAUUAAUAUUGAGAUUCAACCAAAUUUUGAAAAUAUCUAUCUAGCAAAUGCAAAAUCUAGCUUACUUCUUGGAGAUUGUUACUUAAGACAAUCUAAUUUUGAUUAAGCAGAUUCUUCUCUGUUAUAUUCCUUAAAUAUUUUAAAUCAAAUGAAUCCUAAAAUUGAUAAGGUAUAAAUUAAUCUACUAGAUACAUUAAUUCUUUAAUAUUAGUAAAAUUUAUAUUCAAUCUUUGAUGAUAAAUAAUUAAAAGAAAUUGAAGAUAAAAUUAAUGAUCUUAUAAAAAAUUCUUAAAAUGAAGAAUUGUAAAUGAAAUAUCAAAUAUUUAAAAUUAAAUAUUUAGAAGAAGAUAAAGCAUAAAUUGAUAAAUUAUUCAAUUUACUAAAAACUUCAGAAUAAUCAUCUACAGAUUUAACAAAUUUUUUGAUGAAACAAGCAAUGAAUAAAGGAAACUCAAAAUCAGCACUCUUUUACUGCAACAAAUUAUUAAAUUCCUUAAUUACAAACUAUGAUCCUAAUCACUAUUUAUUUGAGUCAUCCAUAACUAAUUUUUUUGCUUUAAGUAGAGAAAAUUAAGAGUAAAAUUAAUAUGAAGAAUUAAUAUAAAAAAUAAAAUUAAAAUUUUUUAACUAAGGAUUUGAAGCAUUAGAAAAAAUAAUCUUAUUUGAGUAAAUAUUAAAUUAAGGAUUAUAAUUAAUAAAUAAGCAAUCCAACAUAGAUUAAGUAAAAUUUGUUUAAUUUUUAGAUAUAAAAUUUAAUUAAUAAGUUAGAGGUGAUAAAAUUUACAAGUGGAUCUAAAUACCAAAGAUAUGCAAUAUUUAUGCUUUUGGGUUUGAAAAGAGAAUUAAAAGAGAUUUAAUCUUCGAUUAUUUGA